This is a messenger RNA of Ochotona curzoniae (black-lipped pika), 459 nucleotides long. It is a transcript of the gene TAL2, whose product is annotated as TAL bHLH transcription factor 2. Gene Ontology annotation, biological process: regulation of transcription by RNA polymerase II. Gene Ontology annotation, molecular function: RNA polymerase II cis-regulatory region sequence-specific DNA binding; protein dimerization activity; DNA-binding transcription factor activity, RNA polymerase II-specific. NCBI's taxonomy places the organism in Eukaryota, Metazoa, Chordata, Mammalia, Lagomorpha, Ochotonidae. The transcript has a single exon. The record is from RefSeq and is a predicted model, not a curated record. Bases 36 to 362 code for a protein of 108 amino acids.
GAGUACUUUCUCUUUCCCAUCUCAGGGACUCAGACAUGACCAGGAAGAUCUUCACAAACACCCGGGAGCGGUGGCGGCAGCAGAACGUCAACAGUGCCUUUGCCAAGCUGAGGAAGCUCAUCCCUACCCACCCUCCAGACAAAAAGCUGAGCAAAAAUGAAACACUCCGCCUGGCAAUGAGAUAUAUUAACUUCUUGGUCAAGAUCUUGGGGGAACAAAACCUGCAGCAAACAGGAGUGGCUACUCAGGGAAACAUGCUGGGGCUCUUCCCCCAAGGACCCCACCUGCCCGGCCUGGAGAACAGGACUCUACUAGAUGACUACCAGGUUCAGUCACCUGGCCCAAGCCAUCACAUCCCAUAGUGGGAAUCUGACUGCUGGCUGCCGCCCCCUGGCCACACUUAUCCUGAAGUUACCAAUCCAGAGUCCAGAGUCAACCCUGAUGAAUGUCACUAAAGCC